Messenger RNA from Bombyx mandarina (wild silkworm), 492 nucleotides. RefSeq lists its product as uncharacterized. The record is from RefSeq and is a predicted model, not a curated record. NCBI's taxonomy places the organism in Eukaryota, Metazoa, Arthropoda, Insecta, Lepidoptera, Bombycidae.
AUGACAGCUGUCGGAACUGACGUGCGUCAACGAUGUUAUAAAUUUGUAGUGUUUUUGUCGAGAAAAACGUUCUUCAUGAGUGUUUUGAUAGAAAAAUCAAGUGAGAUGUGUGGCGGUUUAGCGGCGGAGCGCAAGUUAUCCACAACGCGGACAGCGGCGGGGUGCUUCGAGAAUUGUCCAAUGAGAAUGUCAAAGUUUGACAGGAGUCGUGUCAGUGGGGUUGGAACGUGCGCCAUGACUAAGCGCAAAAGAAAACAUCGGAACCUUUCUCUAUUGUCGCUCUCCGAGAAUACCGCUAAAGACUGCUGCCGCUGCUGUGAAAUAUUAGUACAUUAUCUCCGGGAGGUUUACAAAUUCAUUGUCUGCUGCGAAUCUAAUACGAGAAUCGUAAAAUUGUUUUAUAAGCUCUGCGAUAUAUCCGUAUGCGUUUGUAAGGAUUGUUAUGAAAUUUUUAAGGUUAUUGGUCGGGUUCUGUUCGUUUAUAAGAAAUGA